Messenger RNA from Emericellopsis atlantica, 1218 nucleotides. RefSeq names its product triose-phosphate transporter family-domain-containing protein. Gene Ontology annotation, cellular component: Golgi apparatus; endosome; trans-Golgi network. Gene Ontology annotation, molecular function: antiporter activity. The record is from RefSeq and is a predicted model, not a curated record. The transcript is spliced from 4 exons. Bases 1 to 1218 code for a protein of 405 amino acids. Lineage: Eukaryota; Fungi; Ascomycota; Sordariomycetes; Hypocreales; Bionectriaceae.
AUGUCUGGCGAAGAGAAGAGCCGCAUCUCUGGCGAUGCGCCCCGUCAGAGCAAUGGCCCUGUUCUGCCGACGGUCAACCCCAGCGCCGAGAAGACUCAGCAGCCUGGCUUCUCGUUGCACCCAACUUUCUACGUAAUCAUCUGGAUCUCUUGCAGUUCCUCCGUUAUUCUCUUCAACAAAUGGCUGCUGGACACGCUCAACUUCCGCUACCCCGUCAUCCUCACCACGUACCACUUGUCCUUCGCUACCCUCAUGACCCAGCUUAUGGCCCGCUUCACUACUCUGCUUGACGGACGCAAGAGCGUUAAGAUGACUGGUCGCGUCUACAUGCGUGCAGUGGUUCCUAUUGGUAUCUGCUUCAGUCUGAGCUUGAUCUGCGGCAACCUGACGUACCUCUACUUGUCGGUUGCUUUCAUCCAGAUGCUCAAGGCCACCACACCCGUGGCCGUGUUGAUGUCCAGCUGGAUCCUUGGUGUUUCCAAGCCCAACCUCAGGCAGUUCCUCAACGUCUCCACGAUCGUUGUUGGUGUCAUCAUCGCUUCGAUCGGCGAGAUUCACUUUGUCCUGAUUGGUGUUUUGUACCAGAUCGCUGGUGUCGUGUUCGAGGCCCUCCGCUUGACCAUGGUUCAGCGUCUGCUCAGCUCGGCUGACUACAAGAUGGACCCUCUCGUCUCGGUCUACUACUUCGCGCCCAUCUGCGCGUUGAUGAACGGUGUUGUCGCCUUGAUCUGGGAAGUCCCCCACUGCACCAUGCAGGACGUCUACAACGUCGGCUUCUUCACCUUCUUCCUGAACGGAAUGUGUGCUUUCAUGCUCAACGUUUCUGUCGUUCUGCUGAUCGGCAAGACUUCCGCCGUUGUCCUGACUCUCUGUGGUGUCCUCAAGGAUAUUCUCCUGGUCCUGGCCUCCAUGGCCAUUUGGGGCACCCAGGUGUCCGGUCUCCAAUUCUUCGGCUACUCCAUUGCCCUGGGCGGCAUGGUCUACUACAAGCUUGGUUUUGAGCAGCUGAAGGGCCACAUUGGCGAGAUGAACCGCCAGUGGGCUGACUUUGGUAACCGCAAGCCAGUCCUCCGCAAGCUCACCAUCAUCAUCGCUUCCGCCUUCCUCAUCUUCACUCUCUUUGGAGGUCUGGCGCCCACAUACGCGCCCGAGUACGACCCCCGCAAGCUCGCCAACGAAGCGUCGAACCGCUUUGGCAUGAACGCCCACAAGUACUGA